Messenger RNA from Plectropomus leopardus (leopard coralgrouper), 1025 nucleotides. Lineage: Eukaryota; Metazoa; Chordata; Actinopteri; Perciformes; Serranidae. The record is from RefSeq and is a predicted model, not a curated record.
AUGUGUGUUAAACCGUUUUUUUCCCAGAAUGCAGAGUCAGUGGAGGUCGACAGUAUCCCUUUACCAGAUAUGCCUCACGCGCCCUCAAAUAUCCACAUCCAGGACAUCCCACUCCCAGGAGCUCAGCCUCCGUCCAUACUGAAGAAGAACACCUCUUUUGGUAAAGGACCUCUGUCUGCAUCUUCUGGACCGGUUUUGGCGUCAGCGCCGGGCGUGCCGCGUUUACCUCCGGGGAAGAAGCCCCCCGGGCCGCCGCCUGGGCCCCCGCCUCCACAGGUCCUGGCGCUGUACGGCAUUCCUGCUCGGCGAGCUUUCGGCACGGACACGGAGCCGUCCAUUCCCGGUUUAGAAAAGGACGCCGCGAUGGAGCUGGGAAGAGACCGGGACAGCGGCAGCGAGAGCGACAGAGAUCGGGACGAUGCAGACGACGACGAAAGCGACUCCGAGGAGGACAGCGAAGACGAGAGAGACGAAGGGGGAGACGGAGACCAGAGAAUGAGCAUGGACAGACAGGAUGACGACAGAGAGGAGGACCGAGACCGAAACGAAAGACAUGCUGGUCGCAGUGUACGUUUUGCGGACAUGCCUCCAGACGCACCGCGUGAAGGGAAGAGGAAGAAGAAGAGGCUGGUGAAGAAGACGAAGGCCAUCACUCCUCUGCAGGCCAUGAUGUUGAGGAUGGCAGGUCAGUCGGUGCCUGAAGACGAGGAAGAGGAGGAGGUAGAGGAGGAAUACACAGAUGAAUCCGACAGCUCGGACAUCGAGGACAGGGGACCACCUGGAGAAAGUCAGCCCCACCUGAUGGCCAGUCAGCGUCUGCCUCCUCCUGCUGGGCCGGUGGGACAGGGGCCUCCACACAUGCAGGGCCCACCGAUGACGGGGCCUCCUCCUCUGGGUCCCCCUCCAGCUCCUCCAAUGAGGCCUCCUGGUCCACCCUCUGGCCCACCUCCGGGCCCACCACCAGGUUAGAUGCUUACUAGCUUGAAUACGCCGCUCCGACUCUGAAAUACAUAUUAGAAUAAUCC